Messenger RNA from Pyricularia grisea, 549 nucleotides. RefSeq lists its product as uncharacterized. Bases 1 to 549 code for a protein of 182 amino acids. NCBI's taxonomy places the organism in Eukaryota, Fungi, Ascomycota, Sordariomycetes, Magnaporthales, Pyriculariaceae. The record is from RefSeq and is a predicted model, not a curated record. The transcript has 2 exons.
AUGAACGGUACUCUGCCAGAGAAAAAUUAUUACACCGAUUCUUACGAUGCCAAAUGGAGCUGGCCAUUUUACAAGUUCAACACGCGAAACUGCCCUAUCCAAGACCCCUACGCCUUUCUACUCGAUGUGCGCUUGUGCGCGAACGAAUCGAACAAUGUAGAUGAUUUCUACGCCAGGCUAGCAGCGCAGAAAGCCAAGCGAGUGUUUGAGCUGGAAGAAAUCUGGGACAACGUGACGGACUUGAUGGUAUUCGACGAGAAGGGCCUUCUUUCGGAUCGGAUAUGGACGUGCAAGCAGUGCAAUAAUUCGGGCAUCAGUGAUGUCAUUACCCCAUGCGAGCCCAUGUCGACCAACGAUACGCCCGAACUCCAUUCCAAGUUUUUUUUCAAUAUGAUCCAGACAAUGUCGUUCGACAGUAUGGUUAGGUUUUUCGACGGGUUUGUGCGAGAAGCACGCAAGGAGCGCGACGAGUAUUACCGCGAGAAAAGGGCCAGAAUGCAGCGGGGCCGGGAGGAGGGCGCCCGGCGACGCGCUGCAAAACAGAAUUAA